GGAUUAACUGUAAUGAAAAUUAAACACUACACUUAAGCACUUUUAAGCUACUUGAGACUGAUUGAAAGUGUUUUUGUUACAGUGUUAGUUGUGAAUGUCUCUGUGUUAUGUCUGUAUAUAGUUUUGUGUGUAUAGUUUCUUAUGCAUAAUUCUGUUUUUUAAGAUAAUCUCAACGACAUGAGCCUUUAAAAAAGCGUUAGUCAAAUAAAAUUAUAGUUUCGUAAUCCAUUUAAUAUAUUCUAUGUCAAAGCUAUCGUAACAAUUCCUAUAGCCGUGAACGCACCAUAAAACCUGCGUUUCUUCCGCGUUGGUACUUGUAGUUUUUUAAAAGUCGCCCGGUCGUAUUUCCCCGACUACACCAAGAGCAUAAAGACACUACACUUCCCAUGAUGCAAAGGCGCGAGUCUGUCUGACGCCGAAGCCUGAGCACAGCUUCUCUCCAUCCGUUCCUCCAUCCUCUCUAUAAUUAUCCAUCUGUAAGGCCGUGGGAAGCCAGUGAGGUUGAAGGUCUGUGAGUCAGUGAGCCAUGUCAACCCUACGCUUUGGACAGCAUCUCAUCAAGGCCUCCAAUGUGUUUCUGCAGACGGAGCUGUCCUUUGCUAUGGUCAACAGGAAGCCUGUAGUGCCUGGACAUAUGUUGGUAUGCCCUCUAAGACCAGUGGAGCGUUUUCGGGAUCUUCAGCCAAAUGAGGUGGCAGAUUUAUUCUGCAGCACUCAGAGAGUUGCCAACCUGGUGGAGAAGCACUUCAACGCCACCUCGCUCACCAUCGCUAUCCAGGAUGGCCCUGAAGCUGGACAAACUGUGAAGCAUGUCCAUGUCCAUGUGCUGCCCAGGAAGGCAGGGGACUUUGAGCGGAAUGACAGUGUGUAUGAUGAGUUGCAAAAGCAUGAUCAAGAAGAUGAAGACAUUCCUUCCAAAUGGAGAUCAGAGGAGGAGAUGGCAGCAGAAGCUUCAAUUAUGAGGAAACAGCUUGAGAAUCCCUAAAUGGUAUCUCUGACCCCGGAGCAGCAGGACCCAGGCUCUUAAAAGAACAUUUUUCCUCUGCACUGUCGCCAAGUGCUUGCUCAUUGUGGCUUCUGUAGAGUUUUCUCUGUCAGGUGUCUUGACAUUAUGAUGUAAAGUGCUCUGAGAUGAUUGGUGCUAGACAAAUAAAACUAAAUGGAAUUUAACUGA
Messenger RNA from Acanthopagrus latus (yellowfin seabream), 1174 nucleotides. It is a transcript of the gene fhit, whose product is annotated as fragile histidine triad diadenosine triphosphatase. Bases 527 to 985 code for a protein of 152 amino acids. The record is from RefSeq and is a predicted model, not a curated record. NCBI's taxonomy places the organism in Eukaryota, Metazoa, Chordata, Actinopteri, Spariformes, Sparidae. Gene Ontology annotation, biological process: negative regulation of proteasomal ubiquitin-dependent protein catabolic process; diadenosine triphosphate catabolic process; purine nucleotide metabolic process. The transcript is spliced from 8 exons. Gene Ontology annotation, cellular component: cytoplasm; nucleus; plasma membrane. Gene Ontology annotation, molecular function: ubiquitin protein ligase binding; bis(5'-adenosyl)-triphosphatase activity.